GGAGCCGCCCGUCCCCGCCGCGCCGAGGGAAGGGGCCGCGCCGUCCCGGCUGGCGGCGGCGGCGGCCCCCGGCGGAAGAGGAAGUGGAGUCUGCCCGGGAGCCGGCGGCCGAGGCUCCGUGACGGGCGCGGGGCGGCCCGUAGGCGAGCGGGUGGCGGCGGCCGAGGAAGAUGAGGGCCGCUGUGCUGCUGUGGGCCGCGCUGUGCGGAUCGCUGCUGCCGCCGAUAAAUGCAGAUGAGGGAAUCCUGCACGCUUCUGGAAAUGGUGUAACUCCCUUAACAAAGGAUUACUGCAUAGCCUACAAUUCUAACUGGAUAACUCUCCCAAGCAGCCUGGACAAUGCUACUUUCAGGUCUCUGGAAAACCUGACUUCUACGGUACUCUGCGAUUCUUCUGAAGUUCCUGCUGUUGUAAUAAAGGACAAAGCAGUUGUUGUGAUGAGAGGAAACUGCACUUUUUUGGAGAAAGCAAAAAUUGCUCAAAGUUUGGGUGCUAAAAUGCUGUUGAUUGCCAGUAAAGCUAGGCUGUCUCCUCCUUCAGAUAACAAGACUGAUUUUGAAAAUUUAUCUCUACCAGUUGCUCUUAUAAGAUAUAAGGACAUAAUGGAUAUGCAGCUGACUCUUGGAGAUGAAAUUGAUGUGGCUCUCUAUUCACCACCUUUGCCGGAGUUUGAUUGCAGUAUGGUUGUCAUCUUUGUAAUUGCUGUGUUCACUGUGGCACUCGGGGCCUACUGGAGUGGAGUUGCAGAACUUGAGAAUUUGAAAGCAACGGCAAGUCCUGGGGACAGAGAAACAAGAAGGAAGAAGGAGGAAAAUGUUACUUUCACCACUCUGACAGUUAUCUUGUUUGUUGUCAUCUGUUGCGUCAUGCUGAUUUUACUUUAUUUCUUCUACAAAUGGCUAGUGUAUGUUAUAAUACUGGUCUUCUGCUUGGCAUCUGCAAUGAGCCUGUACAAUUGUCUUGCUGCAUUAAUAGGAGAAAUCCCAUUUGGGCAGUGCAGGAUUGUGUGUGGCAACAGAAAUAUUGAAGUGAGGCUUAUUUUUCUUGCUGCAUUCUGCAUAGCAGCAGCUGCUGUUUGGGCUGUGUUCCGAAAUGAAGAUAGGUGGGCUUGGAUGUUGCAAGACAUUUUGGGAAUUGCUUUCUGCCUGAACUUCAUUAAAACACUGAAAAUGCCCAACUUUAAGUCCUGUGUGAUACUUCUAGGCCUUCUUCUUCUCUAUGAUGUGUUUUUUGUCUUCAUAACACCAUUUAUCACAAAGAAUGGGGCAAGUAUAAUGGUCGAAGUUGCAGCUGGUCCCUUUGGAAACAGUGAAAAGAAUGAUGGAAACUUGGUGGAAGUCCCUACUGAACGCUCAGCUCCCCAUGAGAAAUUACCUGUGGUUAUUAGAGUGCCUAGACUUGAAUACUCAGCAGCGACACUGUGUGACAUGCCCUUUUCAUUGCUGGGUUUUGGAGACAUUAUUGUCCCAGGCCUUCUGGUUGCCUACUGUCGAAGAUUUGAUGUUCAAACAAGUUCUUCUUCUGUAUACUAUGUUUCCUGCACAAUAGCUUAUGCCAUUGGUAUGGUGCUGACUUUUGUUGUUCUGGCAUUAAUGAAGAUGGGACAACCUGCCCUUCUCUACCUUGUACCGUGUACACUCAUUACUAGCUCUCUUGUUGCUUGGAGGCGCAAAGAGAUGAAAAAGUUCUGGAAAGGAAGCAGUUAUCAGGUAUCGGACUCUCCCAGGACGCCUUUGCUACAAGAUGAUGGAACAUCUGGAUUACCCAGGAAAUGAAGAAGGCACGGCACCGGCCAGUGAGCAGCCUGGAGGACAAUAACAUGUAGGAUUCUGGCUUAAAAUAGUAUUGAAAUUUUUUACAGAUGAGUUGCAGUAAAUUUGGUGAAAUUUUCUAGAGUAUUUCAUGCUCUGUGUAGAAGGGUUUUUACUCAUGCACCUAUAUUUUUAUGACAAAUAUUGUUAAUAACAUAAGAGUAAUCAAAAUAGAUCUGCAUUUUUACAGCCAAAACAUAUCUAAUAAAACUGUGCCUUAUUUUGGUUUAAAUGAAUGGAUAUUUUCUAUGCAAUUUUCCAAAUGUUCUCCUAUACAGUGUAUUUUUAUAAAAUUUUCUUGCCCUUAUCACUUUGCAUGAGAUGUCUUGUUAAUUUUGAAUAAGGCUGGUCAAAUUUAAUUUAAAAAAUAAACAGUAAUAGCAGAAUUCUUCACAGGAUUUCUUUCCAGAUUUUGAAUGUGAAGACAGAUAUUAAUGUAACUACAGAAUGAAACUAUAGUUCUGCAAGUAAUUGAAGAAACAGUGUGUAAUGUUAAUCUAUGUAGAUCGUAAGCCAUAAAAUAGAUAACAGGGCAAAUUUUAAUUUGUAGUUGUGAGCUUUUUUUUUUUUGUUUCAUUUUUCUUGGUGGGAUUUUUUGUUUGUUUUUUUCUCUGUAGUUUCACAGGCUUAUGCCUUGAUCAUGAAAAUUGUUAAGCUUUGAUGCACAUCUUUGGAUUAUAUGCAUUGUCAACCAUCAAAAACACUAAAGGUGUGUGUGGGAGGUACUUACAGGGUGGCACUGGAAACUUAGAUGCAGCUCCUGGAGUAGCUGGCAAACAAGACAGUGUUAAAGGCCAGAAGUUUUUGUUCAACAAGUGUGAUGUAAAUCUUUAAAAGGGGAAAAAACCUGGAAUUUUAUGUCUGGACUGGUUCUUCUCUUACCUGUCAGAACUUGAUCUAUAUAUGUGGUCUUCAUUUGGCUUUGCAUCAGUUCAAAGAGAUGGGGGAUGAGAGGGCACAUGUUUCUAGCUUUUGUAUCUGUUUGUAUCUGUACUGCAGCUUUUUUUUUUUCUUU
Lagopus muta (rock ptarmigan) is the source of this 2826-nucleotide messenger RNA. It is a transcript of the gene SPPL2A, whose product is annotated as signal peptide peptidase like 2A. Lineage: Eukaryota; Metazoa; Chordata; Aves; Galliformes; Phasianidae. The transcript is spliced from 17 exons. Gene Ontology annotation, cellular component: cytoplasmic side of endoplasmic reticulum membrane; Golgi-associated vesicle membrane; lumenal side of endoplasmic reticulum membrane. Bases 171 to 1775 code for a protein of 534 amino acids. Gene Ontology annotation, biological process: membrane protein proteolysis. Gene Ontology annotation, molecular function: aspartic endopeptidase activity, intramembrane cleaving. The record is from RefSeq and is a predicted model, not a curated record.